Homarus americanus (American lobster) is the source of this 1172-nucleotide messenger RNA. RefSeq lists its product as uncharacterized. Lineage: Eukaryota; Metazoa; Arthropoda; Malacostraca; Decapoda; Nephropidae. The record is from RefSeq and is a predicted model, not a curated record. Bases 192 to 566 code for a protein of 124 amino acids. The transcript is spliced from 7 exons.
GGCUUUAACGUGACGUGGUGCAGCUGUCUGAACUCUGGGAGCCACCAACAAGCUUUAAAAGCUGUAGAAGCAGAGAGACAGCCACAGUUUACAUCAACUUACGCUUGUACGAGUACUCUACCUCCCUCCAUCUCACCCAUCACCAACAACAAGUCUGGUUGAAGCCUUCGUACGGUGUGUGAUAGCUCAAGAUGUCAACCAAGAUCCUGUCUCUGGUGUUGGGAGGUCUGGCGCUCUCAUUCUUUCUGACCAUCAUCGGGAACGCUAUGGCCCAGGACAUCUGUGAAGUUGACCCGGCAACUGUUGACUGUGAUGGUAUCUGUAGGCACAACAACUGCACAGAAAAUGAGGAGAAUCUGAAUAAGAGUUGUGGUGCGAACGACUGUGUGUGUUGCCAACCAAUUCCUAUAAUAUGCGAGGGCACUGUAUGCGAACAUAUACCUGUAGGAACGAAGGAAGCCGUAAAUGGGACCUGCAGGAAGUAUGAAUGUGAAGAUGGUGAAGAAGUAAUCGAUGUAUGUGACGGUGGCUGCGCGUGCUGCGUCCAGAGCACACUUUUGUUUUAAGUAAAAGAAGAAUCAUGACUGACAAUGAACGGCUAAGGACCAUCUUAUUUGGAAUAUUCACAAAAUGGACGUUUACGACCCGUGUUUUCUCGGCUAUUUAUACUUUAGAAUUUAGACCAAGAAUCUCGCCUUAUGCAUUCCUCUGAGGACAAGCAAAAUAUCACCUGAGCCCACGAGGAAUCAUCAGUAUAUCCAACCAUCUGUAAAAGUGAAAGUCUGACAACUGGUAUCACUAAUAGUUGAUGACUACUGUAUAUGCCAAGCGUCGAGAAUAGAACUCAGCUGCUCUCCUCACAGCUAAGAUUUUAAAAGUUGCUGCCAGGACAACAAGAACAUUAUCUGUGAGGAAGAACAUUUGUUGUACUGUCAACACGACCAUAUCUUUUGUGACCAUGACUAAGAAUGGGUGAUUUACCAGCUAAGGACGACAUAACAGUUAUAACGAUAGUGAGGAAUUACAACAACAACGACAGUGACCAUAACUGAAAAAGAAGAGGGUGAAGGAGAAAAUUAAAUAUGUAACUUGAUAAAUUAAUUAAUUUCCAUUAAAGUGUAACUUGAUAAAUUAAUUAAUUUCCAUUAAAAGUGUGCAUCAUCAUUAACUAA